Molecule: messenger RNA, 3273 nt
Organism: Impatiens glandulifera
Lineage: Eukaryota; Viridiplantae; Streptophyta; Magnoliopsida; Ericales; Balsaminaceae
Exons: 3
Coding region: 16-3165 (1049 amino acids)
Molecular function (GO): UDP-glycosyltransferase activity
Source: RefSeq, a predicted model, not a curated record
UUUACCAGAACCACAAUGGCGGCGAUGUCUUCUCCAUCCUCCCAUGAAACCCUAAUUCACAUUGUUUUUGUUCCCUUAUUAUCCCCAGGCCAUUUCAUCCCCAUGAUAGAUCUGGCUAAGCUCAUAUCUACACGUCCUGGCGUUAAAGCCACCAUCUUCAUCACUCCCACUAUUGCAGCCAGAUACAACCAAUCGUCGGAAUCCGAUUCAACCCCCAUCAGUUUCGUCCAAAUACCUUUUCCGACCGACGAAUUCGGCCUGCCGGAAGGCUGCGAAACAGCAGACACACUCCCAUCAGGACAAUUGGUCAAUUACGGUUCUGCACUCAUGGUAUGGCAGACUUCAGUUGAGCAUUUCAUCGAAAAGAUGGAGCCUUUACCAACUUGCAUGAUAUCCGACAGGUUUAUUCCUCAAAUUGCCGGAUUUGCAAACAGGUUAGGUCUUAAAAGAAUUAUCUUUGACGGAAUGGGUUGUUUAGGUCUUUUAGUUACUCAUCAAAUUGAAGUAUCUAAAAUUGAUCAAACCGUUGAAGAAUCAGAACCCUUUCUUGUUCCUGGUUUACCCCAUGAAAUUAAAUUAACAAGAAAACAGAUACCCAAUUUCAGUUUACAGGAAUCACCUUCAGUGAUAGAAUAUCUAGACAAAAUAAAAGAAGUUAAUCGACGAGCUUACGGGAUUUUAAUCAACAGUUUUGAAGAAUUAGAACCUGAUUACAUAACCGAAUUGCGAAAAAUACACAAAAACAGAGCAUGGUGCGUUGGACCCUUAUCUCUCUGCAACAAAGAGAAGAAAGAAAAAGCUAUUAGAGGAAACAAAGCAGCAAUCGAAGAGCACGAAUGUCUUAAAUGGCUUAAUAAUCAAGACUCGGGCUCCGUUAUUUAUGUAUGUCUUGGAAGUCUCAGUAAAAUCGCUCCAUUGCAGAUGGCGGAGCUGGGCAUAGCCCUGCAGGCAUCCAACCGUCCCUUCAUCUGGGUAUUGAGGGCAACGGAGACAAAGGGGGAGAUAGAGAAAUGGAUGUCGGAAAACAAGUUUGAGGAAAUGACAAAUGGUAGAGGUCUUUUGGUAUGGGGAUGGGCGCCACAAGUGCUUAUUCUGUCUCAUAAGGCUGUUGGGGGAUUUCUUACUCAUUGCGGUUGGAAUUCGACUAUUGAAGGGAUAAGUUCGGGGGUUCCGAUGAUAACUUGGCCUCUAUUUGGGGAACAAUUUUUCAAUGAGAAGUUGAUUUCGCAGAUAUUAGGAUUUGGUGUGAGUGUUGGAGCGAAGAUACCUAUUGGUAUUGCGUCGGAACAAACAGAGGUGGAGGUGCUCGUAAAAAGUGAGGAGAUUUUGGAAGCGAUCGAGAAGGUGAUGGAUGGAGGAAUGGAAAGGAGGAAACGACUUAGGGAUAUGAGUGAGGCAGCGAAGAAAGCUACCAAAGAAGGAGGAUCUUCUUAUCAUAAUCUUACUCUAUUCCUUCAAGAUAUGUCGGCUGUUAGUGUUAUCAACUUAGAGGAAACUGAGGUGCAAGUAAAAAGUGAGGUAAUUAUGGAGGCCAUUGAAAAGGUGAUGGGCGGAGACCACGACAGACUUGAGAGGAGGAAACGGGUAAGAGAGUUGGGUGAGGCGGCGAAGAGAUCGUCAGAAGAAGGAGAAGAUUCACUCUUCACUUCACUCUUCAACCACAGAAAAACAGAGAGCUUCAAAACCAGAGCUUCAAUGGCAAAUUCUUCUCCAUCUAAUCAAACCCUUCACUUAGUUUUUGUUCCCAUGUUAUCCCCAGGCCAUUACAUACCCAUGAUAGACAUGGCUAAGCUAAUGGCUAACCAUGGCGGCGUAACCGCCACCGUCUUCAUCACUCCGGUUAUCGCAGCCAGAUACGGCGAAACCAUUAACCAAUUGUCGGAAUCUAUUUCCAUCCGUUUCAUUCAAGUACCUUUUCCAUCGAAGGAGAAUGGCCUGCCGGAAAACUGCGAAACCGCCGAUAAACUCCCAAAGGGACAAUGGAUCAACUUUUUUCAAGCUCUCGAUGAAUGGCAAACAUCAGUUGAGCAUGUCGUGGAACAGAUGGAGCCAUUUCCUUCUUGCAUGAUAUCAGACAGAUUCAUUCCUAAAAUUGCAGGAACCGCGAAGAGAUUAGGCAUCAGGAGACUAAUCUUCGAUGGAAUGGGUUGCUUAUCCUUAAUAUUGAUUCAUCAAACUGAAGUUUCUGGAAUUCUUGAAAGCGAUGUGGAAUUAGAACAACCUUUUGUCGUGCCAGGUUUACCAGAUAGAAUUGAGAUAACAAAAGAACAGUUACCAGCUUUUGUAUAUUCGAAUUCACCUGGAAUGAAGGAAUAUCAAGAGAAGUUAAAAGAAGCAGAUCGUCAUGCGUAUGGGAUUUUAAUCAACAGUUUUGAUGAGUUAGAACCGGAUUACAUCCACGAAUUACGAAAACUGCAUCAAAACAGAGCAUGGUGCGUUGGACCAUUGUCCAUGUCGAAUAACAAGUCGGAGAUGGCGAGGAGAGGAGACAAAGCAUCAAUAGACGAGAACCAAUGCCUGAAAUGGCUCGAUGGUCAUGAACCAGGGUCAGUAAUCUAUGUAUGUUUAGGGAGUCUGAGUAAAAUGACGCUACCCCAGAUGUUAGAACUUGGUCUGGCCUUGGAGGAAUCGAACCGUCCUUUCAUUUGGGUAAUUCGAGAAACAGAUGGGAAGGAAGAGAUUGAGAAAUGGUUUUCGGAUUAUGAGUACGAGGAAAGGAUAUGUGGCAGAGGAAUUCUAGUACGAGGUUGGGCUCCCCAGGUACUAAUUCUGUCUCAUGAAUCUGUUGGUGGAUUCUUGACGCAUUGCGGUUGGAAUUCGACUAUCGAAGGGAUAAGUUUUGGAGUUCCGAUGAUAACUUGGCCUCUUUUUGGUGAACAAUUUUUCAACGAGAAGUUGCUCGUGCAAAUUUUAGAAAUUGGAGUUGGAGUUGGAGCUAAGAUGUCUAUGGCUGAAUUCAAGCAAAAUGAGACGUUGGAUUAUGUUUGGGUGAAAAGGGAGGCGAUAUUAGAGGCUAUCGGGAAGGUGAUGGGCGGAGGCGACGGCGAGGAGAGGAGGAAACGAGCGAGAGAGUUGGGAGAGGCGGCGAAGAAAGCGACAAAAGAGGGUGGAUCGUCUUAUUGUAACAUCAAUGAUUUUCUUAUAGAUAUAACUAAGUCACGAUAAAAUCAUGAAAAAAAUAAAAGUAAACUAUUUUAAAAAAUUUAUAUGUUUAUUUGAAAACAAUAGAAAGUUUAAAUUAAUUUCAUUUUGGUAAUUGACAAUGAGAUGUAA